ACUACUUUAUCAGGCGGAUGCAUGCGUGAAGUUGGAUGUCGGGUUGUCAUCCGUUCAUUGACCACGGCGUCGCAAAAAAGCGCGGAUCCUGCAAAGCUGCAAGGACAGGGUCGUGUGGAAUUUUGCAUGUCCACUUUCCCCACGCGUUUAUUUAUUUAUUUUUUUAAAUAAGGGUUUCUCUCACAACACUUCUUCAACAUUUAUUUGUCGUUAGUAGUUCCAUUUCGAGCGCAGAACCGUUACUGACAGUUGCCAUGUCGGGUGUUGUGCGAGGCCCUGCAGGUAACAACGACUGCCGAAUUUACGUUGGAAAUCUACCUCCAGACAUUCGCACAAAAGACGUGGAGGACGUAUUCUACAAGUAUGGGACAAUUCGAGAUAUCGACCUGAAGAAUAGAAGAGGAGGACCUCCAUUUGCUUUUAUUGAGUUUGAAGACCCAAGGGACGCUGAUGAUGCCGUUUAUGGACGCGAUGGAUACGACUACGACGGAUACAGGCUGCGCGUGGAGUUUCCACGGAGCGGGAGAGGCUCCAGGGGCGGUUUCGGAGGGAUAGGGGGAGCACCCAGGGGCAGAUAUGGGCCACCGUCCAGACGCUCUGAAUACAGGGUCGUUGUGUCAGGGCUUCCUCAGAGUGGCAGCUGGCAGGACCUGAAGGACCACAUGCGUGAGGCUGGUGAUGUGUGCUACGCUGACGUUUACAGAGAUGGCACCGGGGUUGUUGAGUUUGUGCGCAAAGAAGACAUGACCUAUGCCGUUCGAAAGCUGGACAACACCAAAUUCCGUUCACAUGAGGGAGAGACCGCUUACAUUCGUGUGAAAUUAGAUGGUCCCCGCAGCCCAAGUUAUGGACGGUCGCGCUCCCGCAGCCGUGGCAGUCGAAGCAGAAGCCGCAGUCGCAGCGCCAGCCGCAGUCGCAGCAAUUCCCGUGGCCGUGGCAGAGGAUCGCCCCGCUACUCACCUCGACACAGUCGUUCUCGCUCCCGUUCCUAAACUUUACUGCCAUCAACGUUUUGCCCUUAUGAUGUAUUCCCUCCUGUUUUUACUUCUGAGCUUUUACAGAUGUCAGCUGUUGACUUCUAAGUUUCUCAUUUCUUGUCCUAAUGUUGUGGUUGGUCUUGGUUUGUGGAUGUGCCCUCCUUCCUUUCGUCCUUCCUCUCUUGACCUUUUUUUCUCCCCCCGGUUUUUGUCCAUUUGGUUUCUCCCUCUUUCUGUCAUCCUUGUGUUUUUCUUUCUUUUUUUUUCAUUUCUACAAAAUUACAACUUGUGCUGUGAUUAACUUCAAAAAUGUUGAGGAGUCAUGAGCUUUACUCAAUGUUUUUGCAAGUUUUGAAAGCUGAAGUUUUUCUUGUGGGGUUUCUUUUUAGAGGCUUCUUUGGUUGUGUGGGUUGGGCCGUUUUGAGGUGGAGCCCAAUACUUAACUGUAUUUUACCAUUGUGUCUUCCUUUAGACAUCUGAGGAGAAGGAUUAAAGUGAUUUGGAAUAAAACCAUUGUGGAACACAUUUCAUUUGUAUGGUAUGGAUAAGACAUCUAGGAGCAAUCAGGUCGAGGCAAUGGUAUGCUUCAUAUUCCAUAAAUGAGACUUUUUGAUAGGUUGUCAUGUUAUGCAUGUCAUUCAGUAAAGCUAUGUGUGCUGUACUUUGUAACGUAGGAAGCUUGUAACAUGUCUCUUUGACAUGUGAAAGUCGUAAAUCAAGUGUUGUAAUGCAAAUAGAACACCUUUGUCAUUGUAAAAAGCAGUCAAAACGUUUUUUAUACAAGUGUCCCACUUUUUGUCUGCAGUGGUUAAGAUUUCUUUUCUAAAUUAAAGCAAGGGAGUCGUUAUUUUUAUUUUUCCUUGAUCUGACAUGAGUGCUCAACGUGGAAAGAUAUAGGGCUAAAAUUUUUGACAUUUUAUUCUAACAGUCUGCCUCUGAUUUUCUUCCUGGUAUUUCAAGGUUUUGAUUGGAGGAGUGGCUCAGUGGAUCCCAAUCCUUGGAGCUGGAUGAGUGGAUCGAUUAGGGAAGGGAUAGGCAAGGAUGGAUGCUGGGAACGGGAGCAGUUUUCCAAGAUUCAAAAUGAUUUGGUUACACUACUAAGUAACAGGAGUCCCAGUUCAGCUUUUUCCCCCCUUCUCCGUUUAAGGCCUCCCUGCCUAUCUUUUAAGUUUUUCAGUGAUAAUGGCUUUAUUGCACAAGAAAUCAGAGGACCAGGAAGUUGGAUCAAAGGAUGGAGUCGUAGAUGCCUGGUAUGAGGGAAUUUUUAAAGAUGGGAAGUUGGGAGGGGGUAUGUUGGGGAGUAGCUUGUUUUUGUCUCAUUAUUAUGAUUUUUUUUCUUUUAGCAUUUUUAAUAAAAUACUUUGAAACAAA
Molecule: messenger RNA, 2348 nt
Organism: Oryzias latipes (Japanese medaka)
Lineage: Eukaryota; Metazoa; Chordata; Actinopteri; Beloniformes; Adrianichthyidae
Gene: srsf1a
Product: serine and arginine rich splicing factor 1a
Cellular component (GO): cytoplasm; nucleus
Molecular function (GO): mRNA binding
Source: RefSeq, a predicted model, not a curated record